AUGAAAAUCUUCGCCUUCGCAGCAGCCUUCGCCCUCGGCGAUGUGCUCUCCGCGGUCGCAGACUCAGUGGACCCCAACGUACCUGUGCACAUCUUCGACGACUUCGCUGACGGCUUGGUCGUCGGUGCGGGAUACGCGCCGGCCCCCGGAUCGAGCCUCGUCAUGACGUACCCCGAAGACGGUUUCUCCACGUUUGUCCUCACCGCGGGCACGGAUGAGAUCGGUCAAAUCCAGCUGUUUGGCAGCCUCCCCCGUGACGCUCCGCUGUGCAUGACCGCGACCAACGCGACCGGCACCGCGAGCUCUCAUCCUGUCACGCUGGAGGAGUGCGACGAGGACGACGAGCUGCAGCAUUGGUUCGUUGGGAGCGCCUCGAACGGCACCCUCAUCCGGCCCUUCGACAACGUUAUAGACUGCCUCGCCAUCCCGACCACCAGCCCCGCUGUGGGCGAUCAGGUGGGGCUCCAGCCUGAGCCGUGUCAGGACCAGCUCAUUCCGCGGCAGCUCUGGCACGCGAUCGCAGCGUAG
Molecule: messenger RNA, 528 nt
Organism: Dichomitus squalens LYAD-421 SS1
Lineage: Eukaryota; Fungi; Basidiomycota; Agaricomycetes; Polyporales; Polyporaceae
Exons: 3
Coding region: 1-528 (175 amino acids)
Source: RefSeq, a predicted model, not a curated record